AUGCCUGUCAGUACCGGUGCCAAAAACCAUACAAUUGGCCAAAAGUCCCAUUUCAAAAGGCCAUAUACCAGGCCUUGUGAUGCAUGCGCACAUAAAAGAGUGCGUUGCGAUGUUGAGUUCAAGGUUGAUCGAAGGUGCACUAAUUGUCUAGUUCAUGGAAUUGAGUGUACAAACGUCAGAGUCAAACAGAGGUCUGGACCCAGAAAAAUUCACAAAAAAACCGAACAGGCUAUCAAAAGCCUCGUAGAAGGAAGUGGCGCGUUCAGCAAUUUCCGAUUAGCUACUCCGGCGGAUUACAGAUCUGAUCUUAUCAACCCUGCCACCUGUGAGAAGAGCUCAAUUUCGCUAAGUGAGAUUCGGCCAUACCUCAGAAUCUACAAAUCCCGAUACUAUGCGCUCUGGCCGGUCUUGUCGGUAGAUGACUGCCUGAAUCUUCUCAACGAAAGCGCAGUCCACAUAAACGAUACGGCAUUUUUCAUAUUGAACGCUAACAACGCGUCGUUGUAUGCUCUAUCAUGUGCCUUGUGCGCAGUUAUUGCAAGACAUACCACCUUCUGGUCCCAGGAAGAGUUUGAUACAAUGGCUCAUUUAGGGCUCAAAAGCUGCCCUCCGCCAGAAAUUUAUGUUAGAGAGGCAGAGAGAGCUAUAUACAUGUUUGACCUUGACGGUAUACUCACGGAAGAUCAGGUGCUUACUAGCUUUUUCUUGCAUAUAUACUUUUCAUCUCUUGAUGAGGACAACCUGCAGGAGCUGGUCUAUCUCCGACAGGCAAUCAGCUGCGCACAAAUGCUUCACCUUCGAGAUAGUGAGGUUUUGGGAGAAUCGCCAAAAGACACCUCCCACAGAUUCAAAAAAAUCUACUACUUGCUUCUCAUCACGGAGAGGUAUGUUUCGUUCAAGAAACAACUUCCAGUGAUUUUGGAGCCGACAAUGCCCCUUCCAAGUUUGGAAGACGAUGAAGCCCCGGAUCUUUUAUCUGGAUUCAUUGAACUUGCCCAAGUGUUCAGUGUUCCUGAUUGCGCUUUCUUUAACAAGUACUCGCUCCGUGGCACGACUACUACCCUCGAUCCUCUCAGCGAGAGUUUUGACCUGCUGUUCAAAAACGAGUGGAUUCAAGACGUGCAAACCAAGCUCUCCAGGUCCGUCGUUCAAGUGCGCAACCAGUCUCAAAAGGUCAACAUAUUAAUUUCACGAACAUGGCUGCAAUCAAUUGCCUGGCUGAUGGCUAAAGAUCGACUUCUUCUUAUGCAAACGACUGAUCAAGCGAAUUUCUUCGACCCGAGGUAUCCUACUCAUAUCGCAAAAGACUUUCUGAUACAGACUAAAGACAUGCCGUACGAGGCAUUUGAGACGAACGGUAGUGGUGUCAUCGUGAAACUAAGUGAGGUCGCCAACGCCUUGCAAACCUUCAUCCGAUUGGCUCCUCGAUCGCCCGAAACAGCUCUAGCGUUAGACGAGCUUGCAUACAUCCACGGAAUUAUCAUGCGGCAGAACUCCAACAGCUCGCUAGGGCCUCUUAUACACCCUAUCACUGAAACUUUGGAAGCCCGUAGGUUUGGAUUUUAUCGAAUUGGCUGGGACACUUCAUGCCCAAGAAUAGAGUCCGUAGAUUAUGAGGAAACUGCAAAUGACCAUGCGCCUGAAAACGUUGCCCCCAUUCCCGAGAACUUAAGUCUGACACCUCUUCUGAGCGAGUUCGAGUUUCCAAGGUGA
This is a messenger RNA of Ogataea angusta, 1713 nucleotides long. RefSeq lists its product as uncharacterized. The transcript has a single exon. Lineage: Eukaryota; Fungi; Ascomycota; Pichiomycetes; Pichiales; Pichiaceae. Gene Ontology annotation, molecular function: zinc ion binding; DNA-binding transcription factor activity, RNA polymerase II-specific. Gene Ontology annotation, biological process: regulation of DNA-templated transcription. The coding region runs from base 1 to 1713 and encodes 570 amino acids. The record is from RefSeq and is a predicted model, not a curated record.